AUGGAAUUCAAACUGUAUCGCCAAAAGAGAAGUACCAUCAAGAACACAUUAGAUAGGAUUAAUGAAGAUGACAUCGACCUUGAGAAAUUAGAAAACUAUGUCCUCCUUGGCCAAUAUGAAAGCACAGAUAAUCUACAACAACCAGUCACAAGCUUCACUAUUGAGGAAAAAAUAUAGAUCCUCAUCAAGAAAUUAGGGCUAAGUUUCUUGAAAAAUACAAAAGUAAAGAGAUCUCUGAUACAACUCGGAAGCAGGUCAAAAAGCCCUCCUUCGAAAUGAGCGAGAAUGAUAUGAAAGACCAUAAUAUCUUUAAGCCUCAAAGAUUCUUGAAAAUGAUCACACCAGAUGGAAAAGAAUAUUACCCAGAUUCCACUCUGAUGCUCUAGACUUACUAUCAACUUAUGAUUUCUUGACUAGAGAACUUUCCGGGAUGCGGUUCAAGAGUCUCCAAAGAUUUGAGAUCCCUCAAGGCUUAGACACACCUGAGAUAUCAACUGAUUUCCUUUACAGCCUCUUUUCAUACUUCAAAAUAGAAGACGAUAUGAAUAUCGUAAUGCCUUAUUUCUCCUUCAAUGAUUUCCUUAAGGCUGUCUUAGUCCCUCAAGCUGUAGAGGAAAAUAUAGCAGAACAGAUAAUUCUCAGACUUUGAAAAUACAUAGAAAAGUUUAAUUUCAGUUGCUCGAUGCCUUGAGCUCUCAAGAGUAUGAAGACCAUGAAUAGAUGGAAGAUUUUAGGAUACAAGAAUCCUGAAUAUGAUCCUUUCUCUUACAUAAACUCUCAAACUCUCACAUUUGCCCUUUACAUCAACCUCAGAGAUAGGAGGAAGAAGAAAGGAAGAGUAUCCAGGACUGAAAUGAUCAACAAAGAAUGGUUGAUCCCUCUAUUAGACAAAAUGAUUUGUGACCCAGACUUCUCUCUGGUUAACAUGGAUAAAUAUUCAGAAUCCCCCGGCAAGACUCAUAUGCUUGCUAGAAUAAUAUGAGCCCUGACUGAAAAACUCAGAUAUCUGACAAAUCUGAAGAAUGAAAAAUAGGAUGAUGAAUUCUUACUUCAGCUCAAAGAAAAGAGACCAAAAGGCUAUAGCAAAAUCUAGUUCGAUUGAAUUCCUGAAGCAAGAGAUUUACAAUAAGCUUAAGCCAAAGUUUGAAUAUCAAGAAAAGGACUCUUUCUUUGGAAAUAUGAACUACAAGAUAUUCACGUAUGCAUUUGAGAGUCUCUGAAAACCACCUAAGAUUUCAGAAAAGCCAGGCCCUGAAGAAGCGAAAACAUUAAAAUAAGAAAGGCAGACGGCCAAACUUUGAAAAGCUACAAAACAGCGCUGAAAAGGAAGCGUUCAUAAUGCAAAAAUUUGAUGAGCAAUGUCAUCAGAGCUACAAGAUCUCACAUGAUAAGAUAUUCACGUACUAUAACUUCAGCUUUGACUUGGACUACAUAUACGCUCUGAACGAGCACGACCAGAAAUUGUACAGAAUAUUGCCAGCCCAGUGUCGAAAUGACUGAAAAGUCCCUCAGAGCUUGGCUAAAGCCAUUCUUAAGGAAAUUUUAGCCAAAUUUGGAGCAGAGAUGAAGAAUGAGGAAGAGUGUCUCCAAGAGAUACAUGUACCUGAGAUGGAGAAAUGUGACUGGGAAGGCAAGAGAAGGGAUCUAGAGGGAUAUAUUGGGAGAUUACUGAUGCUGUUGACUUCUGUGCUAGGAAUUAGAGGGUAUUUAGUACACUUUGAGAGAGUAAAAGAUAUGGUGGAAAAGAGGAAUUCUGAGUGUUUAGGAGAGAAAUUUAUUUACUUUGUAGUUUCGCAGAUCUGAGUUUUGUUGAUUAAUCAAAUAAAUGGGACAUUGAGGAGAAAAAUCUUGGAGAUACAUCCAGAAAUGGAAGGAGAUUUAGUUUGCUGGAAUUCAUAUGAAUGCCCAGUUGAUUUUGACAGAGUAAGAAGGAUCAUCUAUGAAGUUUCAUAUUUCAAUGCAAACUAUCUCAAAGAUGAAGAAAAGCCUGUAUGUCCUGAUAUCAUUAACUGAAUCGCAACUGGAGACCAAUCAGAUUACUUAAAAACUGUUGAAAACUUCAUGCUGGAAUCAGCAGAAGGUAGCUCAAGCAGAGCAAUUCCUCUGGUUGGAGACGAGUCAAUCAUCAGCAUUUGGUGUCAAGCAUAUAUCCUAUCAAUCAUUUAUGAAUGAGUUCAAUUCUAG
This is a messenger RNA of Moneuplotes crassus, 2184 nucleotides long. NCBI's taxonomy places the organism in Eukaryota, Ciliophora, Spirotrichea, Euplotida, Euplotidae. The record is from the annotation of a GenBank genome assembly.